AUGGCGGACAGCGAUUCAGACACGGCGAGUUCUGUGGGCAGCAUCGUGGAGGAUGCAAGCGAGCCAGAUACAACUAGCUUCAAAUGCCUGUUUUGCGAUCAGCAAUUGAGCAGCAUCUCGGAUCUGACUGCGCACUGCAAGUCAGAGCAUUCAUUCGAUUUGCAUGAGACGAUCAAGGGCUUAGGAUCUGAUGCAGAUGAACUCACAAUCAUCAAGCUGGUCAACUACCUGCGUGCAGAAGCAAAGAAGGGCACAGACAGUAAAUUACUUAGCAUCUCAUUUCAAGAUCUCUCCGACGACAAGUUUCUGCAACCCGUACUGGAAGAUGACGCCUUAUUGUUCGAACUUGGGGAGCUCAUGCCAGAUAGCGAUACGAAAGCGGUUGACUACGAUGAAUUCGAAGCGGCACUGCACAAAGACAUGCCAGAGGACCUGUCGCACAUCAAACUCACCAGCGAUCGUGACCAGGACUAUUUUGAAUCGUACAAAGGCAACAGUAUCCACCGAGAGAUGAUUGAAGAUCGUGUACGAACUGAAGGCUACCGCGACUUCAUCGAGAAGAACCUCGAAGUCUUCAAAGACAAAGUUGUCCUCGAUGUUGGAUGCGGAACCGGAAUUCUCUCUCUCUUUAGUGCACGUGCAGGCGCGAAGAAGGUCUUUGCAGUCGAUAAUUCGGGCAUCGUCACACGCGCAAAAGAGAUCAUUGCCAAAAACGGGUACGCUGAUCGCAUUGAAGUCAUCCAAGGACGCGUAGAGGACUUCAACACGCAGCGCCUAAUUGGUAAAGAGAAGGUCGAUAUCAUCAUCUCGGAAUGGAUGGGGUAUGGUCUGCUCUUCGAAGGCAUGCUCGACUCGGUACUUCGCGCACGAGACAUGUAUCUCAAGCCAGACGGCAUCCUGGUCCCAAGUCAUUGCAAUAUCCGCCUCGCACCCAUCUCAGAUGCAGAUUGGAUAGCGGAUAGCACGAGCGAGAAGUUCUGGAAAGACGUCUACGGCUUUGACUUCUCACCCAUGAUUCCCGGUGGUCUGCUCAACAGGCACGAGAUUGGUGUCUUUGAUGUACCAGAGAAGGCGCUUUGUGGGACUGCGACCUCGCAUUUACUAGAAAUGAAGACUGUCUCGGUGCAGGAUCUCAGCUUCAAGAUUCCUUUGAGGAUGACAAUUGAACGCGAUAUAGCAUGUAAAGACGCUUGA
This is a messenger RNA of Plenodomus lingam JN3, 1194 nucleotides long. Lineage: Eukaryota; Fungi; Ascomycota; Dothideomycetes; Pleosporales; Leptosphaeriaceae. The record is from RefSeq and is a predicted model, not a curated record.